This is a messenger RNA of Phoenix dactylifera (date palm), 1317 nucleotides long. Its product is annotated as NagB/RpiA/CoA transferase-like superfamily protein. Gene Ontology annotation, cellular component: cytoplasm. The record is from RefSeq and is a predicted model, not a curated record. NCBI's taxonomy places the organism in Eukaryota, Viridiplantae, Streptophyta, Magnoliopsida, Arecales, Arecaceae.
CAUGGCGAGCUUAGAUGGCCAAAAAAAAAAAUUAUCCAAAGCUAUGCCUCUCUUUCUCCACCGACUCCCCUGGCCUCCCGCCGCUCCGCUCGUCCUCGCCGGCGCCUGUAACCCACCUCCGAAAACUUCCACGGCCCUCCACCGCUCCUGGUCCUCCUCCUCCUCCGCCUUCCCGAGGCCUCUCCAUCCCUGCGGCGCCGAGAGAGUGGAGGGAUCCUCGUCUUUCGAUCCGGCCACGUUUGAGGCCGACCGAGUCCGCCUCGACGCUGAGGCCCGCGCGGCCAUGGCGUCCACCGCAAGCUUGGCAGAGGAGGGAGGCGGAGAUCCCAAGACGUGGAAGUGGAGGAUCCGGAAGCGGAUCUGGGAUCUCAUGGAAGCCGAGGAUAUCGCCCGGAAUCCUCGCCCCGUCCACCACCGCAUCCCCAAUUUCGCCGGCGCUGCUACCGCCGCCGACUCAUUAGGGAAAUUAGAAGUUUUUCAAAAGGCUCAAUGUGUGAAGGUCAACCCUGAUUCCCCACAGAAGCAAGUCAGGUUCUUAACUCUUACAGGUGGGAAAAAGUUGUUGACUCCUCAACCACGUCUGAGAACUGGUUUCUUUUCAGUAUUAGAAUCUCAGAUGUUAUCUUCUGAUUCCAUAAUGGAGGCAUGCACUUCUGUUGGGGCUGCUAAAUAUGGCAGACCUAUCAGUCUGGAUGAUAAAAUUAAUGUGGAUUUGAUAGUUAUUGGAUCAGUUGCUGUUGAUCCAAGAACAGGAGCGCGACUCGGGAAGGGAGAGGGUUUUGCAGAACUUGAGUAUGGUAUGCUGCGACAUAUGGGGGCUAUAGAUGACACGACUAUGGUUGUAACAUCAGGUGGGGUAUUUGGAUGUCUAGUUGCCAUAGCCGUAUACAUGAUUCUACACAUGGGUGGGUAAUAAAGGCUUAAGGAGUGAAGAAGAGAGAAGUAGUAGGGGAUGGGCAGGCCUUUGCUCCCACAAUGCCAAAAUUUUGCGGGAUAUUGCUUAUUGCUGUGCAUAAAACAUAGCUGGGUGGUCCAACUCCAGCUCAAAAACUCUGCUGGCAAUGCCUCCAAGAUACCUGUUCCCUUGUUUCUCCCAGCUACGCAAAGAAUCGGAUAUUACAGCCAAGCACCCAUGCAUCUCUGAACUGCACAUUUGUUCAUGGUUUUUCUUCCAUGAAAUGUCAUAUGCCUUGACCACAAAAGCAGUUGUAAGAACAGCCAGCAUCAUGUUUCUUGUUUAGCACAAGAACUCACUAAUUAGGUAUGCUAGUGUCUUAAGUCAACCUUAUUUGUGUUGUCUAAUUAUCAUGUCCAUGG